Colletotrichum paranaense is the source of this 1299-nucleotide messenger RNA. RefSeq lists its product as uncharacterized. Bases 1 to 1299 code for a protein of 432 amino acids. The record is from RefSeq and is a predicted model, not a curated record. The transcript has a single exon. Lineage: Eukaryota; Fungi; Ascomycota; Sordariomycetes; Glomerellales; Glomerellaceae.
AUGUGCUGGGAAAAGCAAAUAAUCUACACAGACUGCCACCACAGCGUCUUCGAAGACAUAGACUGCGCAGACUACAAGACGCAACAGGCGCGCAAGCUCAACCCACACGACUCCAGCUUCACCUCCUCCUCCUCCGUCAACUCUGCCGGCUCUGCCCGCAAUCAUCAUCAUCAGCUCAACACCGGCAGCGCCAACAACGCCAAAAGAGCACGACGAACUCGCAACCCCCGCUCCCCGUGGGUGUUCCUCCUCUGUCUCUGCUUCCCCUGCCCCUCCACCCCCUCCACGCCGCCACCGCCACAAGCCCACGAAGAGUCCGGCGUCUGCCGCGGAAGGAAACGCUGCAUGAGUCCCGUCGGGGGAAAGUGCCCCCGUUGCGUCCAGGACAAGGCCGUCGCGGCGAUGCAGGCCGUUCCUCCGUCGACGCCGACGCUGGCGAGGACGCGGUAUCAGCAGCAGAGGCGUCCGGAGUUGGGGGGGAAUAAUGGUAUGAAUGAUACUUACGGAGUUCCAGGUGCUUCAGGAGAUCGAAAUCGGGGGCAGAAGGCCCCGCGGCGGGGGGAUAAUGUGCAUCGAUAUCAAGACUCCGGCGCUCCGGGCCAGCCGACGGGUGGUCACGAGGGGAACGGCACGAGGAGAGAUGGGGGGAACGCUGACGGCAGAAGUGGCGGAGGAGGUGUUGCUGGUGCAGUUGAACAUAGUUCAAGGGGUGGUAGAUCUCCGACGUCGCCGUGGUUCAAUAAGCGAUUUCACGACGCUCGCGGGGAGGAAGCCAGCCAGCAGCAGCAUUGUCGAGGAGAGCAGCAAGGCGCCCAGCAAGCACAUCUUCACCAGCGGCCUCAAGAGCAGCGGAUCCCGGUAAGUCACGAUGGACAACGACAGCAGCAACAGCAAUAUCAACUGCAAAAGAGACCAAGUGGUCUUACAUCGCCCCUUCCCACGCAGCCCGAGCCAAUACCCUCAUACGUCCGUGGAUCUACUUUCCACCUCGUCCCCGCGCCCCUGAAAAUCAAGAAGAAGAAAAGCAAACAAGUGACGCCCCCCCGUGCGGUAGAGGGGACGGCCGAUAUGUCCGAAGGGCUAACCCGUAGUUCGGCGAGCGUAGGCCGUCCUCUACAAGUGAACGCCACCCAUCAAACAGGAGAACAACGGAGCAGCCGGGAUCAGCAGCAGGGAGACCACCGCGCAGUAGUCAGCAACUCGGAGCCACGCAUCACAGAAGCGGAAUGUACCCCCGAGUUGCCACUGGAGGAGCUGAUGGAUGAGGUCGAGAUGCUGUGGCGGAGGGUCCCCAAUUAG